AUGUACGCGUCUUCUCCUUUGUUUAUGGCGACCAGCAAGACAUCUUCGAGCGUUGGGACGAGCGGGCAUGGAGACGAGGGCUUCGGGCUGCCUCAGAGGCGGAAGACUUUCUCUGUCAGGAAGACACGCCUUUUGAACGGUGAUCGCAUGAAUCGCGCAUUUACUACGGACGAUGUUCAAAGCUACCCAUCUUCGUCCAAGACGUUCUAUCCCGAGCCCACGAUGAAGCGUCAGAAGAGCGACCUGCGUUCAGUGGGACAUGCGCUGCGCAACCUCCUACCUAUACGACGUGCAGCCUCCGAGGCGCAAACCCAGCAAACGACAAAGCCAUGCACGCGCUCCGCCUCUGACUCGCGCUGGCAAACGCGGAAACAGCAUACUCGCAAGAUUUCCCUCGCGUCGCUGGCAUCCACCUUCCUUCCUUCUAAGGACGUAUCGCUCCCCUUACGAUACUCCCCAGAGACCUACGAGCCAGAAUCGCCUCCGGCCGACCGAGAAUCUCCGCGCAUCCGCCUCCGAAGCGGCUCUUUCUUUGGGCGCAUGUCAUCUGGCAACACCUCGAGAAGGAGAAAUAGGCUGUCCAUGCUCAGCAAUUCGACCAACUCAAGCGGGAAGAAGAGUGAUCAGGACGAUUCGGACAGCUGGCGACGGAGCUCGUUUGUUGUUCACGACGAAGACGACGAUGAUGAUCCUUUCCGUCCGCCCACGCCUUCGUAUCUUCGUGACCCUGCAUCUGCGCCUGCUUCAAUACGAGGUUCGUCCGGAUGUCACGUCGGUGCAAGUCCUCGGGCGCUCGUACUUCAUGUGUCCGACCUUGCCCAUUUCCCUCUGUAUCCUGUUUACGAAGUCGGACACAAACACCUCCCGAACCUCCCGAAAUACACUGAGGUCGGUUCAGGCCUCUCCCCGACAACUCCACCCAUGCAACCCAUGCUCCUCUCCACCUUCGAUCUAGCUUCUCCCUUCGUUCCGCGUCGCCCUCACCUUCGCGCAAGGUACCACCUGCCAAAGCCUACGAUCCGAGGACGCACGUUAUCCUCCGAGGAGAGCAUGCGGUCACCUGCGCGAUAAGGUGCUAAUCAUCCACCAAACGCGUCGCGCAUCGCGUCCGCCUUAUGACCUCGCGGGGCAUAUAUAUAAGGACCUGUAUGGGGUGGAGGGUCGCUGCUUCCCCUGCCCGACAUGGUCUCUGCGUGGCUA
This is a messenger RNA of Schizophyllum commune H4-8, 1200 nucleotides long. RefSeq lists its product as uncharacterized. Bases 1 to 1071 code for a protein of 356 amino acids. The record is from RefSeq and is a predicted model, not a curated record. Lineage: Eukaryota; Fungi; Basidiomycota; Agaricomycetes; Agaricales; Schizophyllaceae. The transcript is spliced from 4 exons.